Molecule: messenger RNA, 4529 nt
Organism: Neopelma chrysocephalum (saffron-crested tyrant-manakin)
Lineage: Eukaryota; Metazoa; Chordata; Aves; Passeriformes; Pipridae
Gene: CCDC187
Product: coiled-coil domain containing 187
Exons: 23
Coding region: 222-4529 (1435 amino acids)
Biological process (GO): microtubule anchoring
Cellular component (GO): centrosome
Molecular function (GO): microtubule binding
Source: RefSeq, a predicted model, not a curated record
AUCAUCAAACAUGGAGUGGUGCCAAAUCUCAGGCAGCCAGAAGAAAGCUUUGGCACGAAAAGAGCUUUGAUGGCGAGAGGAACAAAGAUGAGACAGCUCUGAGUGAGAAAAAGAGCAAUGAGAAUCCUCCAGCUCACAGAAAGGGAAGCUCUGCUGUUCUCUCUGCCUGCUCACAAACCUGUUUGCCUGAGAGCCCUGCUGUGAUCUCUGCCCCUUCCAGAAUGAUCCCUCUGUCCCUCAGGGAAGCCUCACACUCAGCACCUUCCAGCCCUUCCAGGAACUGGGCUGUGGAUGGCGAAGGCACGGCUGGGACAUGGGCUCCUGCAAAGAGCCUGUGCAGACCAAGAAGGGAUGAUUUUGGGGAUCAGGAAGAUUCAAGAGGUCACACAGUACAGCAGGAAAGACCUCCCUGCUCCCUGCAUCCCCCACCUCACUCCCCUGCAGGGAGCAGGUCAUUCUCAGCUGGCCCGUGGGGCAGCUGGAGCAACAUUCCCAUGGACCACCUUUCACCAGCCAGCAAGGCCAGUGAGCAGAAGCUGGAAGAGCUGUGGCAAAAAUCACCCCAAAAUAAGUUGGAGCAACUCAAGAAGAGGAUUCAGGAGCAGAAGCAAAGGCAGCAAGCAGCACCUUGGGAGGAAAAGCCCUUGAUUUCUGCUAAAGAGCCACUGCCAAACAGAGCUCUGAAGAGAAAGGUGUGCAGAGUGGGCUCUGCUCCUGCUGCUCCAGCUUACAGAGACCAAAGAGAGAGAAGCUCAGCACAGAGGAUCCAAACACAAAGCCAGAGGCAGCCUCCACCCAAAUCCUCUGUUCUGGAGAGAGCAAAAGUAGGGAAAGGUGUGAAGCUGCCUGGAGCUUCUGCAUGGAGAGAAGGUCAGAAGUUGGCCAGAAAGUUGCUUGGUCCACCCCCUGAAUUUCCAAAUGUGAGGAGCAGAGCUGCAGAGCAGAGCACAGCAAACACCCUCGGACUUGGUAGAGGAUUUGUGGCAAUGCCAGGGAUGGAAAACAGCUGGAGAGACAAGGGAAGUGAAGCUGCUGGGAAGAGCCCUGAAUUCCAAAGCUGCAAGGCUGUGGAAAGGGGCAGCAAUGCACCAGCUGAGGAUACCAACCAAACACUCAGGAACCUCCACUUCCAAAGCCAGUUCCAUGAUGAAAACAGACAUAGCAGGCUCCCAAAAGAUACUGUAAAAGGAAAGGAAUCCCUAGGGAUUGUUCUGCAGCAAUCCCUAGGGAUCCAUUCUCCUUCACCUGGACUUUGGGACACAACUCCCUCUGCCUUCAGUGGGGAAAGGAUAAAACCUUCAUUAAUGAAAGAUGGAGCCAAGCCCAGCUCAGGAAGCUGCAGCAGAGGGAAAAGUGCAUCUCCUCAGAGACAGAAAGGCUUGAGCAGCCCUGCACAGAGAGGGUCUGAGAAGGAAAACCUUAAGCACCCUUCAAAGAGGAGGGUAAACCUUAAAAAACCUCACCCCUACAGCCCCGAAAUUGUUCGGGAAUUCAUGAAUCGCAAAAAGGAAGAAAGAAAGAAAAAACUCCUUGAGGAGAAAAAGUCCUUGGUGGAGGCUGCAGAGAUGAGGAAGAAGAGAUUGCAAGAGGUGUACAGGAAACAGAGAGAAGCUAUUGGGAAGAAAUCAUGUCCUGACCAGAUGCACAAGUUCAUUGGGAAAACGGCUUCUGCAAAAGGAAAUCCUCAGUGUGACCUUGAGCAGGAGCAAACCAGUGGGGGAAUCCUGGAGAGGAAUUCCAUGGCCUGGGUGGAUGAAGCAUCCUGUCCUCUAUUACAUAAAGAUCAUGGAGGCAGGAAUCAACUUCUAGAAAGAGCUCAAUCCCCUAAAAAAGGAGAGGCAUUAUCUCCUCCAGCACCACUGGAAUGUGAAUGCUGCUUUCUCAGUCCUCUGAGAUGUGAAGACUUGAGGGGCUGCUCUCCCCCAGCUCUGCAAUUACCUCUGAGCUUUUCCCCUCCUCAGAAAGAUGCAAAACCUUCCUCCAAGGACUGGACUUCUGGACUUUAUCCUUACAGAAUCAAACAGGAUCGAGCAAAAGCCAUUCACAGUCUAUCCAAGGAGCUUGAAGAAAGGACUGACGUGGCAACCAAGAGGCUGAGUGCAGGCAGCUGGGUUAGAGACUCUGCUGACAAAGCAUGGGCACAGACAGCUCUGGAUCUUUACAAUGAGUCUUCUUCUGUCCCAGAACCUGAGACUUCUAGGAACAAGGAAGACAGGCCACUGACUGUACAAAUGCUCCUGGAUGCUGUUGAUCCCGAUGUGCCACGUGUGUCAUCCAGCAGGGAAUUUCAUGGACUGGACAGGGUUAGACUUGUGGGUAGCACUGAGGGAGCAACAGCCCUGGACAGACAGAAGGAAAUGCUCGUUCUUUUGCCUGGUGGGAGUGCUGAGAGGGAAGAAUUACCCUGGAUCACUCACAGAGCAGGACAGAGGCACCUCAGCACUGGGGGAGACCUGAGCAACACAUUGCAAGGUUUCCCUGUGAGUAAGGGCCCCGAGGUGGACAGGAGCCUAUUGCAUGAAAAGCCAAUAACCAGCCCAGCCUCUCCAGCUCACAGAUUCCUCUCUGGAAGCCCACAGAGAGGACUCUCGGCGCAGGGGGAUCACUGUCCACGUGAGACUCUUUUGAAAGUUCAGAACCGAGAGGAAAAGCCCAACCAGUGUCCUGGAGAGAGCCUGAGGAUCCCAGACAGCCUGAGCUUCCAGCCCUGCACUGCUCUGAGCACCGGAGCUGAGACUGAUGGCUUUGAGCAGCACUUGGGUGGAGGCUGUAGCUACAGAGAGCUGGAACACAAACACAGGAGCCACCUGGACAUUUUGAGGCAAACCUCCCUGCUGCUGGCUCACAAACUGAAGAUCCAUCAGCUCCAGCAGAAACAGCAGCUUAUGGUGCUGAGGGAGAAAGCAAAGCAAGAGCUUCGGGAAAGCCAGAGGUUUUUGAGUGACUUGCUGCAGCACAGCUCUGAGGAGUGCAGGAGCUCCAGAGGCAGUGAUCCUUCUGUGCCAGGAUUGUACCACACGGAGCAAACACGGAAAGGGCACCAGUUGGAAGGUGACCACGCUGCUGGCAGUAAUCAAGAAAUGUGUUCACUGAAACAACCUGCAUUGAAGAUAGAAAGAGUUCACACUCCAGUGGAUCCCAAAAUAGUGGGAGAGAGAAAACCUCUGGGAGGAAGAGGUUCAUAUUGCUCAGUGCUGCAAGAAGGAUCCCUGGCAGCAGAUCACAGGGAGCCGCCACACAACCAUCAAACUGCGAAUCUGUUGUCGCCUUUGGUGGCUCUGCCCCAUGGGGAGACCCGUGCAGGGGACAACUCUGGAGAGAGCAGUGACCAGGCCAGCUGCAACAGCCAGUGCAGCGCAGCCAUUCCGCUCUAUGGAGGCUCCGGCACGUUCUGCCGCCUCAGCCUGGCCCUGGCGCAGCAGUGCCUGAGGGGAGAGGAGCUGCGGGCUCGACACCAGGCCACCCUCCUCCAGCUCCGCAAAAAGGCUCUGAGGGAGAAGGCCAGGGCCGAGCUGGCCUGGUUGGGCCACCAGAGAUGUGUUCUGGAAAACCUGCAGGAUAGUCAUGGAGCCUCUGCCAUGGCAGCAAAGCAGUGUAAAAUCCUCAUGGAGCUGAAACAGGAGCAGGCAGAAAUCCAGCACCUACAAAACAUCUACAGGGCAGCCCAUCAAGAAAGAAAGCUUUUGUUAAAGCAGCAAAGAGAAAUCUUAAUGAUGCAGCAUUCAACAGCACAACUCCAGGAAAAGCUGCACAGUUUGUCUGGGAAGCAAGAGGUUGUGAAGUCACAGUCACUGGAUGUCCCGGUUGUGAGGAACCCAGCAACUGAAGAAGCAAUAAAGCUGAAGAAAAUGAAGCUUAUUUCUGGCCCAAAGUCCUACUCCUCUUCAGCAGAGUCUGCAGCCCUCCCAGAAAGGCCUGAGCUGUCAGGGAGUAAAGAGAGUUGUCUCCAGCUAAAGCAUAAACAGAAGAAACACAAGGGCUUUUCUACUGAGAACAAGGGAACACUGGGACACCACCAGAAGCAGGCAGAGGAGUCCCCAGGUUUGGAGCAGUCCCUUGGUGUGGAAAUGUCUGGAAUGGUGGCCAGGAGAGUGUGUGGUGCUGCUGGUGAAACCACAGGCUCAGUCUUUAACCAUAAAGACUGCAAAAACACAGAACUCAUUGCUCAGGAUAAUGUUUUAUUACCUCUGGAACAUGUAAAUUCAGCUAAAAUGGAUGAACCCAUAUCUACACCAAUCACGAGAGAAGGCAGGAAGUGUCCACUUCAGGAGCCUGUGCUGGAGGAAAAGGCACUUUUUUCAAAGCCAAAGGUGGAUCCUAAAGGCAAUGAAGAUAUUAGUCCAUGUGGCAGCAAGUUCACAGUGAAAAGCUUGGGGAUGCUUUCUACCUGGUGUAACUUGUGCAUGGUUCAGGCAGAGAAUACUCCUGAAAAAACAGGUAAAUCAUAUUUAAUGCUAUUAUGUCCAAUCUGUUUCAACCACUUCACUCAAACUUCAAUCCAGACAGAAAGAGAGACAAUUCAGAAUUAG